This is a messenger RNA of Solanum verrucosum, 811 nucleotides long. RefSeq names its product deSI-like protein At4g17486. NCBI's taxonomy places the organism in Eukaryota, Viridiplantae, Streptophyta, Magnoliopsida, Solanales, Solanaceae. Gene Ontology annotation, molecular function: deubiquitinase activity. The coding region runs from base 35 to 673 and encodes 212 amino acids. The record is from RefSeq and is a predicted model, not a curated record. The transcript has a single exon. Gene Ontology annotation, biological process: protein deubiquitination.
GAUUAAAAACAAAACAGAGUUUUUGAGAUCCUCCAUGGCAGAAGUGAUCCUCCAUGUUUACGACAUGACCAAAAGUGACGGGUACGACGCAGUCAAUUUCGGUGUAGUCCAAAUGAACAGGCUACUCAAAGACACCAUCUAUUUCGGCGGCAUCUUCCACAUUGCAGUCCAAGUUUACGACAACGUUGAAUGGGCCUACGGGUCUUGUGAGAAAGGCAGCGGGGUUUUCAGUUGCCCCGCUACCAAAAACCCCAAUUACACGCAUCGCGAAAAGAUUGUAUUGGGCAGAACAGAGUGCUCUGCCCACAAAGUCAAUCAGAUCUUAAAAGAUCUUCGCGAUGCGUGGCCUGGUAACAAAUACAAUAUGGUCUCUAGGAACUCAAAGCAUUUCUGUGACGAGUUCCUUGAGAAAUUAGGCGUCCCAAAACUACCGAAUUGGGCUAACAGAUUUGCUAACAUUGGUGAUAUUGCAAAGGAAGCAGCAGGGACAGUAGUUAAAGCUAAAGAUAAAGCGUCUAAACUUGUGUUUCAUCCGGUUGAUUUUGCUGUCAACAUGACCACUGUUAAUAAAAACUCAAAAGCAAUAUAUAGCCCUAGUGAGUUUAGGUUCCGCUUUGAUUUUGCUGUUAAGAAUUUUAAGGUCGCUGCACCGGUUAUCCGCUCCGAUCGAUGAAAAGCCAUGUGUACGAUUCAUGCUCAAUCAAUUAACACUACCAUAAGAAAAAGAAGAAUCUAAGAUGUAAACCUUGUAGUUUUCUAAGUUUGGUUUGUCUCAAAAUAAUGUAUUUUGUAUGGUUUGUAUUUAGCUAAA